Cladophialophora bantiana CBS 173.52 is the source of this 576-nucleotide messenger RNA. RefSeq lists its product as uncharacterized. Gene Ontology annotation, cellular component: Swi5-Sfr1 complex; Swi5-Swi2 complex. Gene Ontology annotation, biological process: meiotic DNA recombinase assembly involved in reciprocal meiotic recombination; double-strand break repair via homologous recombination; meiotic joint molecule formation. Bases 1 to 576 code for a protein of 191 amino acids. The record is from RefSeq and is a predicted model, not a curated record. Lineage: Eukaryota; Fungi; Ascomycota; Eurotiomycetes; Chaetothyriales; Herpotrichiellaceae. The transcript has a single exon.
AUGGAGGACAACGCGUCUUUGGGGAGUCAAUCGCUGGUUCCACAGCUUCCCGAUUCAACCCAUGACCGAAGUCGAAGCUCUCAGCCACCAAAGGCCGGGGUCCAAUCCACCACGACGGAUCCUACCUCACCGUUACAAUCAAGUCGAAGUCCAGAACCGGCUUCCAGAGUAAGACAACGCAAGCUCCUCGCCUCCAUUGAGACUUUGAAAUCCAACAUCUCCACCACAGAAGCCCAACUAUCAUCGAAGCUCCGCGAAAUCACGCAGCUGAAGUCUUUUCCCAGAUCAAACUCCUACAACAGCACAGAACCAGUUUUGUGCUCCUCACCACAAGACUCGGCGCCAGUAACAGCUCCCGAUCAACAAGGAUCCUCUCUUACCGGGUCAAUCUCUGGAGAAACCGAGAAAGUGGCCCUCUCUCACGCUCAAUCUAUCAUCAAUAGGCACAUAUCACUUCUGAAAUCAUAUAACGAAAUCAAGGACAUCGCCAUGGGAAUGUUAGACCUCAUCGCGGAAAGGGAAGGUCGGAGAUUAAAGGACGUGAUGGACGAGCGGGGGGUAGACGAGCGCGAUUAA